Molecule: messenger RNA, 1460 nt
Organism: Sinocyclocheilus grahami
Lineage: Eukaryota; Metazoa; Chordata; Actinopteri; Cypriniformes; Cyprinidae
Product: gastrula zinc finger protein xLCGF3.1-like
Exons: 3
Coding region: 369-1448 (359 amino acids)
Biological process (GO): regulation of transcription by RNA polymerase II
Cellular component (GO): nucleus
Molecular function (GO): DNA-binding transcription activator activity, RNA polymerase II-specific; RNA polymerase II cis-regulatory region sequence-specific DNA binding
Source: RefSeq, a predicted model, not a curated record
UGUCAAUAAGAAGCUGUAUGCUUUUGGGGCUUUUUAUGUUUUCAAUUUCUUGAUAAAACUUAAAUGCCUAAUCAACUGUAUUUCACCCCACACAAAACUGACUGUCUACAUCAGCUUUCACCCUUAUUUAUCUUUAUUUUUGUGUUUUAUAGAUGUUUUGUCAUUAAAUAAGUUUUGGCGCUCUUUUGCUAAUCUUGCGAUAAUGACGUCACCCCUCCCGCGCGCUGCCUUUCUGAAGUUUUCUGACGCGAGACGCUUUUCCGAGUUUACGGAGUUUUCUGAGAUCUGCUCCUUCACUGAAGCUCCUUCCACUGCAAUUCACCAAUAAAUGCUGGAAUUUUCCCAUCAGCCUACAAGUGAAGACCAGCAUGAAACCAUCAAGAAGAAGCCUUAGUAAAAGAAACGACCGGAUGGAGGAGAAACAUCAUUGUGUCAAAACUGGAGAGAAAACUCACUCACAGACUGAAGGUAGUUGUUUACUGAAAAGAAGAGACAAGAACAGUUUCAUCUGCUGUCAGUGUGGAAAGAGUUUGACAUGUAAUAAAAGUCUCAAAGUUCACAUGCGGAUCCACACUGGAGAGAAGCCGUUCACAUGUGAUCAAUGCGGUAAGUGUUUUGCAGAAAAAAGAAGCCUUACGUUGCAUAUGAGAGUUCAUUCGGGGGAGAAGCCAUUCACUUGUGAUCAAUGUGGGAAGAGAUUUAGUUGCUCAGCACAUCUGAAAUCACAUGAAAGGAUCCACACUGGAGAGAAACCUUACACAUGUGAUCAAUGCGGAAAAAGUUUUUCACAACUGCGAAGUCUAAAAGAACAUAAGAAAAUACAUACUGGCGUGAGAGAGUACAUGUGCUUUGAGUGUGAGAAUACUUUUAUUACAGCUAGAAAUUUGAAACGACACCAGAUGAUCCACACUGGUGAGAAACCUUACAUGUGUUUACACUGCAACAAGAGAUUCAUUCGGUCAGAACAGCUGAAAACACAUGAAAGGAUCCACACUGGAGAGAAACCUUACAUGUGUUCACACUGCAACAAGAGAUUCAGUCAGUCAGAACAUCUGAAAAGACACCAGAUGAUCCACACUGGAGAGAAACCUUACAUGUGUUCACACUGCAACAAGAUAUUCAGUCUGUCAGGAGACCUGAAAACACAUGAGAGGAUCCACACUGGAGAGAAACCUUACAUGUGUUCACUCUGCAACAAGAGAUUCAGUCGGUCAGGAGACCUGAAAACACAUGAGAGGAUCCACACUGGAGAGAAACCUUACAUGUGUUCACACUGCAACAAGAGAUUCAGUCGGUCAGAACAUCUGAAAAGACACCAGAGGAUCCACACUGGAGAGAAACCUUACAUGUGUUCACACUGCGACAAGAGAUUCAGUCGGUCAGAACAUCUGAAAAGACACCAGAUGAUCCACACUGGAGAGAAACCUUACAUGUGUCAGGAGACCUGAAAAGACACCAGA